This is a messenger RNA of Podarcis lilfordi (Lilford's wall lizard), 11656 nucleotides long. Lineage: Eukaryota; Metazoa; Chordata; Lepidosauria; Squamata; Lacertidae. The record is from the annotation of a GenBank genome assembly.
GAAGGCUCCUCCCAGCCUCAUAUAAUGGACCACUUGCUCCUGGUUCCUCAAACUGAGCAAUGUGUUGCUUUCUAGAGGUUACACGACUACGGUUGCCAGGAAUCUGAGUCUGCCUUGCAAGCCUGCUUUCUCUCAGCUGACAUCCUUCAAAACCAGCCUCCUCUCAGUACAAAGAGGCUUUCUGAUGCAGCAGGGCUUCUUCUUUGAUCAUUGGGGGCCAGGAUUGGCUCAGAAAUGGCUGCUUGCAGUCUUGCUCUGCCUCAGGUGUGGAGGUAAGUCCCGCCUACCACCUUUCUUCCAAAAAUCAGAGAAAUCCCCAUGCUGCUUUUUGAGCUUUGAUAGGUAGUUUGGGAUGUUUUAGCAGGGACAACCUCUGAGAGGCUUACUCUGGAAGCCCAAAACAAACAGAGGAUGACUAUGGCUGCUACUGUGUUGGUAAAUACCAUCGUGGGGAAGAGGGGCUUACUUCAAUAUUAAAAUGGUGUCUGCAGCCAGCAUAUCCACAUAACUCACCUUAAAUAUCCAGCAUAUUUGAAUCUCCAUAGAUAAUGGUUCAAUCUUUUGGAAAAUAAAUUUGCAGAAAACAAAUCUGCAAACAAACAAAAACACACCUUUAAACCAGUGCUGAUGGUUUGCUAUGAAACCAUAAUAAUAAUAAUAAUAAUAAUAAUAAUAAUAACAACAAUAACAACAACAACAAUAAUAACAAUAAUUUAUUAUUUCUACCCCACCCAUCUGGCUGGGUUUCCCCAGCCACUCUGGGCGGCUUCCAACAAAACGCUAAAAUACAAUAACCUAUUAAACAUUAAAAGCUUCCCUAAGCAAGGCUGUCUUCAGAUGUCUUCUAAAAGUUUGGUAGUUAUUUUUCUUUUUAACAUCUGGUAGGAGGGCAUUCAACAGGGUGGGUGCCACUACCAAGAAGGCCCUCUGCCUGGUUCCCCAUAAUGUGGCUUCUCGCAGCGAGGGAACCACCAGAAGGCCCUCGGCACUGGACCUCAGUGUCCGGGCAGAACAAUGGGGGUGGAGACGCUCCUUCAGGUAUACUGGACCGAGGCCAUUUAGGGCUUUAAUGGUCAGCACCAACACUUUGAAACGUACUGGGAGCCAGUGUAGGCCUUUCAAGACCAGUGUUAUAUGGUCUCGGCAGCCGCUCCCAGUCACCAGUCUAGCUGCCGCAUUCUGGAUUAGUUGUAGUUUCCGGGUGACCUUCAAAGGUAGCCCCACAUAGAGCGCAUUGCAGUAGUCGAAGUGAGAGAUAACUAGAGCAUGCACCACUCUGGCGAGACAGUCUGCAGGCAGCUAGGGUCUCAGCCUGUGUAUCAGAUGGAGCUGAUAAACAGCUGCCCUGGACACAGAAUUGAUCUGUACCUUCAUGGACAGCUGUGAGUCCAGAAUAACUCCCAGGCUGCGCACUUGGUCCUUCAGGACCAGGGAGUCCUCCACACCCGCCCGCCUCCUGUCCCCCCAAAACAGAACUUCUGUCUUGUCAGGAUUCAACCUCAAUCUGUUAGCCACCAUCCAUCCUCCAACCGCCUCCAGACACUCACACAGGACAUUCACCGCCUUCACUGGUUCUGAUUUGAAAGAGAGGUAGAGCUGGGUAUCAUCUGCAUAUUGAUGGACAUCCAGCCCAAACCCCCUGAUGCUCUCUUCCAGUGGCUGGAUGGAGAUGUUGAAAAGCAUGGGGAAAGGACAGAACCCUGAGGCAUCCCACAAGUGUGAGCCCAGGGGUCUGAACACUCAUCCCCCCCCCACUUUCUAGACAUGGCCCAGGAGGAAGGAGCGGAACCACUGUAUGACAGUGCCCCCAGCUCCCAGCCCCUCUAGACAGUAACACAACACAUGAUGUACUCCCUCAGAAGCAUUUCUAAUUUCACCUCCCCACUUUAUGCCAAAUUGGUGGUAGCAAAGGGACUAGUAGUUUCCCUUUCUGCAACAGGGAUGACCUUAUUUUUUUUCUUUUUCCCCCCAAGUGAAUUUUUAUUGUUUUCCUUACAUAUUCUUUUCCAACAAAUUGUAAUAGCACCAUACAUUCCCUUUGACUCUGCCGAGUCACGACCCCCCUCCCUCCCCACAACUGGUAUAUUUAUCCUCUUUCCAUCACACACAUCAUUCUCAAAUUAGUACUAUUAUACAUUGGAGGUAUUAUGUCAAUCCUGCUAGUGUCUUGACCUCUUUACAAUUCUUCUUGAAAUAUUCAAUAAAUUUACUCCAGUUAUUUUGGUAUCUUUGAUCUCCCUGGUCCCGGAUCCUCCCUGACAGUUUGGCAAGUUCUGCAUAUUCUGUCAACUUCGCCUGCCACUCCUGUAUAGUUGGUAUAUCUUGUACUUUCCAUCUUUGGGCCAGAAGGGUCCUCGCGGCAGCUGUAGCAUACAUGAACAAAUUUUGAUCUUCUAUUUUAAUUUCUGUUCCUAUUAAGCCUAAUAGACACGCUUCCGGUCUUUUGGGGAAAGUAUAUCUAAAUAUUUUUUUGAGUUCAUUAUAAAUUGAUUCCCAAAAUUUUUUUACCUUAUCGCAGGUCCACCACAUAUGGAAAUAGUCCCCAUCUGCCUUUUUGCAUUUCCAACACUUUCUUUCAGGGAUGACCUUAAGCUACAAAACUCCCGCCUGUGUCCUUGUUGCUAUGCUCUGUGAAGUGCAAGGCUAUGAGCAAUGCAGGUGGGGUACCAGCUGUUAGAUUGCUACAGGGAAGUAACUGGACUUUAAAAUUUUCAUGGAACUUUUCCCGCCUCUGGAAGCAUCCUCUCUACAAAGACCAAGUUGGCUUUGAAGGGGAGGGAGUAGGGCUGGAUCUACAUGGACCUGUUUAAUGUUACCCCCCCCAUUAGAACAAUAUUAGAUACAUUGUUCCAAAACAAUACUUGACAAUGAUAACAUAUUUUUUUUUACCUUUCUCUCUCCUUUUUUAGUCAAAUGUAAGUAAUGCUGUUUCUGUACCUGCUGCUGGCUGCUUGCUCUGCCCUGCCCUCUGCUGUCACAUUUUAAUUAUCCCUCCCUCCCUGAACCCUGUCCCUCAAAUACCAUGAGAGGGGGAUUGGAGUUUGAAUGCAGCAAAAAUUGGGUAAAACACCAUACAGGGACAUAUGAGCAGUGUUUCACCAAUAUAGCAGCAUAAAAUGAUUAAAAAUUAAGCGAUUUGUUGUGUUCUGAAGGCAAAGGAAGGACUGGACCCUGAUUAAUACAAUAGACACGAGGCUUGACGAGCAAGACCUUUGGGAGAAAGUUUGCUUGCCACACCCUGGCCCAGGCCAUUUUUAUUACCAAAAGAACUUUGACACAGCGUUUGUAAGAACCAAUCAGAUUUCCUCUGAGCAUUUCAAAAAUCCCCACGUGGGGACAAAGUCAGAUCAGAGGAAGCCUCUUAACUACAAAGAACUACUUCCUAUUUGAGCAUGCAUACAUGUUCAGGCUAAAUAAACAGGAAUCAAGGAGGAAUGCAUUCAUCAAACCCCGGAGGUAAUAAACCAUAGGAAAGGAAGGACAGGCAAGGAAAGACAGGCAUUUUACCACCUCCUUGUGAACUCUGUUUCCUGGCCCUAAGAUUAACAAAAGCUACAUCAAAGCUACCUCCUUAUCUUUAUGUACCCAGGAUGCCUGGUAAGCAACUGGUCUGUGUAGAAUGCUUAUACAGUGGUACCUUGGGUUACAUAUGCUUCAGGUUACAUACGCUUCAGGUUACAGACUCCGCUAACCCAGAAAUAGUGCUUCAGGUUAAGAACUUUGCUUCAGGAUGAGAACAGAAAUUGCGUGGCGGCGGCGCGGCAGCAGCAGGAGGCCCCAUUAGCUAAAGUGGUGCUUCAGGUUAAGAACAGUUUCAGGUUAAGAACGGACCUCCGGAACGAAUUAAGUACUUAACCUGAGGUACCACUGUACGUGACUGUCAGGCAUAGAGAAAAUGGGGCAGAGAUGAAGACUUGUGGGGUUGAAUCAGAAAUCGUGUCAAUGACUCAAACCGAGUCAAAGUAACGCUUUCACUGCUGACACAAUGGCUUGCUUCAUUUUUCAUAAUUCCUCAUAGCAAUCCCACAUGACCACCACAGCGAUUAAAAAAGACAAAGUAAUAACACAUUAUGAACGUAAAUAGCAGGACAUCAUGUGUCCAUCUAGCUUAUCAAAAGCAUUCCUUAACCCUUCCUUAAUGUUAAAAACCAUGAUUGUAGAUUGUAGCCCUGGGUUGCACAUGGAGAGGUUGGCGCCUGUUUUGCUACAUUAGAUUCUGCAACCUGGGGUUGAUUUCUGGGAAAGGCUGACUUGCCAAUCGGGCCUCUGCAGCAGCCUUACUGGGGCUAAAUUGCUAUAGGGCUUGAUUUUUAACUGAUUCACCAUUUAGAAAAAGUUAUGUUAGGUCUUGUCUUCACUGAUGGAAAGAAGAAAGAGUCCCUAACAGAGAGGAAUGGCAAACUAAGCUGUUAGACUAUGCUGAAAUGGCAAAACUGACUGGGAAACUCAGAGACCAAGAAGACAAGAAAUUAAAGGAAGGAUGGGAGAAAUUUAUAAUUGAUUUAGCAGACCACUGUAAGCAGAUGAAAACAUUAGCAGGAUUUAAAUCUCACUUGUAAUGUAACAAAUAUCAUGGAUAAUAUGGAUUGAUAUAAAACAUAGACUAUGAAAUAAUAUGCAGUUGGAAAUGUUGACAAUAGAAUGUGUAUGUGUGGGAGGGGGGAGUCACAAGAUUAAGAGAAAUCUCAUAUUAUGGCUAUGUAUUUGGCAUUGCAAUUGUUUUUUCAUUUGUAAAGCCAAAUCACAAUGUGGUGUGUGUGGUUUUUUAAAAAAGAUAUUGUCUUCACUGUUCACUAACGUUUUCUUUCUUUUUUUUACUCCCUCUUCCAAACCUUUGAUGAAGUUGCCACAGCAGUGUCAGAAAAAUGGCAUACUCUUCGCCAUCUGUGGAUUACAUGUCUAGGAGUCUGGAUGUUAGUGAUGGUGGUGGAUGGUAAAGAAAUUAUGCAUGCGAGAACUCCAUUGUUCGCAAGCAAACCUUUCGUAGUGCUAUGGAACGCACCAACCAGACUGUGCCAGCUGCGGUACAAGGUGGAUUUAGACCUUAGAACUUUUAAAAUUUACGCAAAUCCCAAUGACGAUUUGAGUGGCUCCACUGUGACAAUAUUUUAUCACAAUCGCUUGGGCUACUACCCCUAUUUAAAGAGCCCCGUUAAGCCCAUCAAUGGAGGGAUACCACAGCGCGGAAACCUUUACAAGCACAUCGCCAAAGUCAAGUCUGAUCUCAAAAAGGCCAUACCUACGAAUCAAUUCCAGGGACUUGGAGUCAUUGACUGGGAAGACUGGAAGCCCCAGUGGAUGAGGAACGUGGGCACUAGAAAUAUGUACAAAAUUUCGUCUCUCGAACCUAUUAGAAAGGAGAAUCCUCACUGGUCUAGUUUCAGAAUCAGGAGCACCGCCAAGCAAGCAUUUGAAAAGGCAGGGGAGACGUUUAUGAAGAACACCCUUAUCCAAGUGAAAAGAAUGAGACCAAAGGGACUCUGGGGUUACUAUCUAUACCCGGAAUGCCAUAAUUAUAAUUUCAUGGUGCAUCCAGAUAAAUACACAGGAAAAUGUGAAAAGCUUGACUUGAAAUUGAACGACCGUCUGCUUUGGUUAUGGAAAGAAAGCACUGCCCUAUAUCCUUCGGUACACCUGCAGCACAAGCUGCAGUCAAGUCGGAGCUCUCAGAGAUUUGUGCGCUAUCGGGUUAUGGAAGCAAUGCGUGUUGCUACCAUGGCUAGAAAGGACUAUGCCUUGCCUGUUUUUGUGUAUUCUAGGCCAUUUUAUGCCAGAACGUUCAGCCCUUUGACAGAGGUAAGGGGAAAGGCAUAGACUAGAAUCUAUAAACCUCCCAGAACCAGCUUAAACAUUAGUGUUGAGCAGGUACCUGAUUGUAUACAGGUGAAAGAUUCAAUGUUAGAGAAACCAGCUUAAACAUUACUGUUGAGCUGAUUGUAUACACGUGAAAGCUCCAAUGCUAGAGAAAGGAAUUCAUGCAAGAUCCUAGGACAACCUCUGUCACUAAGUAGGCAAUGCUCUGAAACCAGAAAUCCGUGCUCCAGAGAGUGAACUAGUAUCCUUUCGGCUCCAAAAGUGCAGUAGUCUCACAAGUAGACAAUCUCUUGAGUAGUUGUUGCCUUGCAAGGGACUUUCCAGCAGAUUGUUCAUACAGAGGGGCCACCUAUGGAGGAGAACUUUGCAGAAUGGAAGCUCCUGGCUCUCAGCAGGGUUUUUUUUAGCUGAAACAUUUGUCCUGCUCCCCAAAACAAUUUAAUGCUGCUUCCAGGGCAGGCUGGGCUGUCCCCAGAAUGACCCAGGGUGGGUUGGCCUGAGCUGAACCUCCACAAUCAUAUAUGUUAGGGUUGCUAUAUUUCAAAAAGUGAAAAUCCAGACACAAAAGUUGUUAAUCAUUUAUUCUUCUUGUUCUUCUUAAUUUGGCUAAAGUUUCUGAGCUGCCUUUUUUUUUUUUUGCAAAAUUUUCCCAAAAAAUAUAUCUAGUUUUUGAGGUAUUUUUAAGGAAAAUCGCCAAAAUAACACUUCCGGCAUGAGUUGCCAUAUGUCUGGGUUUUCGGGAAUUCCACCUGGAGGAAUCCUGGAUAUGUCCAGGAAAGGAAAAACCCAGACAUAUAGCAGCCCCAAUAUAUGUGUACUAUAACACAGAUACAUAUACAUUUAAACCACAAAUAUAUGCAUUUAAACCAUAAACACUCUAAAAAGAAAUAUACUGUCAUGGUGAACAGAGCAGGACUAAGCACUCUCUUCCCUAAAUGCACAAUACACCCAGAGGUGCCAGAUUCUCUAUGAAAUUGAGGGGGCCCAACACAGCACCCUGAUAUCGUGAGUGAGGUCCUCUGAAUAUUGAAGGGGCUCUGCCCUUUCAAAAAAAAAGAAAAAAAAAGAUGGGGAGGGGUCAAAGUGCCUUGGCCUCCAGGAGCCAACGCCUUUAAACACACCAGAAUGUUCUUCAUGUGGUGAUGAAAAGUUGGCAACAGCAGAACGGGGUAUAUGUGUGUGUGUCAUAUUUCUAGUGGGAGAGAGUUCCUCAGCAGAGCACCACAGCGAAGUUCUACAGCCAUAACUGACAAUGAGCUAUGUGAGUUGGCUGCAUGAUGUGCCACAGUCACAGGACCACAACAGGGCCUCUGCUGCAGUUAGUAGCAUAUACUGGCAGAGGCAAGCAUUCAGGUAUUUGGGGCCCAGGAACCUACUUUAUAGACCAAAGUCUGAAAACUGGGCCUGCUUGCAUUCCGGUGCUGUUCUUUAAGGAUUGGCGAGGUACAUUCCCAAAUCGCAAUGCCACCCAGAAGCCUGGCAGCCUCAUUUUACACCAUCUCCAAGCGCAGGAACUCCUUUCGACGUAUCCAGACAGCCUUCCAGUGUUGGGUCCUUGAAUACCGCCCAAUCUACGCACCUGAUCCUUCUGGAAGAGUUUGGCCUCAUCCAGCAUGGAGCCAAGUACUGCCCACCACCAGCACUUUCAUCUGGACAGAGUUCAUUCUCAACUCAUUGGCCCUCACCCAGCUCAUUGCUGCACCCAGACUCCGAUCCAGCAACUGCACAUCCUCUCCUGAAUAAGAGCUGGACAUCACCCACAUACUGUUGACAUGGCAACUUUCCCCAACAGGUUCAUAGAGUUGUAGAAAAGCACAGGGCCGGUGGUGGCAUGGGAGCUCACAGUAGAAUCGUAGAGUUGGAAGGGACCCUGAGGACUGUCGAGCAGCCCAACCCCCUGCAAUGCAGGAAUAUGCAGUUGCCAGGAUCAAACCAGCAACCUUGGCACUGUCAGCACCACGCUCUAACCAACCGAGCUGUCCAGGCAGUUUCAGAGUUGAGUUGCACAGGUAGCAGGGAUGCAGUUUUCGGAAUACAGAGUUUUUGAGCUUUAUGGGUGCUGAAAAGGGUUCGCAUUUAUUGUGCCCUAUCCUGGUCAUUUGGAUUGCUGUUCAGAAGGUCGACAGUUCAAAUCCCCGCGACGGGGUGAGCUCCUGUUGCUUGGUCUCUGCUCUUGGCAACCUAGCAGUUCGAAAGCACACAGUGCAAGUAGAUAAAUAGGUACCACUCCAGCGGGAAGGUAAACGGUGUUUCCUUGUGCUGAUCUGGUUCGCCAGAAGUGGCUUAGUCAUGCUGGCCACAUGACCAGCUGUACGCCGGCUCCCUCGGCCAGUAAAGUGAGAUGAGCGCCGCAACCCCAGAGUCGUCUGCGACUGGACCUAACGGUCAGGGGUCCCUUUACCUUUACCUAUCCUGGUCAUUCGGAUUGAUCCCACACUCUUGAAAUUGCUGCAUGUUUUCACAGGAGAUAGACACUAGCCUUUGUUUGUAAAAGAGGGUUGACAGUGUUGUAGAAAACGGCAUUAUACCCUCUGGUGUGUACAUUCCUACCAGUGAAAUCUCUGGCAAACAGGUGUUGCAAGGGGGGUGGGUUGUAGUGUUCAAAAAACCUGUUUCUUUAGUGGUUUCUGCAACGGUGAACCAAAAAAGCAAAGAAAAGCAAAACUAUUGUGUAUAUUAUUAUCAUCAUUAUUAUUAUUAUUUCUAUAUUUACCCUUCAUCAAAGGAUCAUGGAAUGGUUUACAAUAUAAAAACACAAAAAUACACACCAUAGUAAUAAACAAAAGCUAUACCCGCCCCCAACACAGUUUAAAAGGCCAUAGAUCGUUUAAUUAGCCAAAGCCCUAGGAGAAGAAGGUUACUGCUUGGUGCCUAAAACUAUGUAAUGAAGGCGCCAGGUGAGCGUCCCUGGGGAGAGCACUCCACAAGCAGGGAGCCACCACAAAAAAGGCCCGUUCUUGUGUUGUCGCUCUCUGGACCUCUUGUGGAGGAGGCACAUGAAGAAGAGCUUCAGGUUAUGAUUGCAGGUUGGUUCAUAUGGGGACAUCACAGCAGUGCCUUACCUUUGCCUCUUGGUUAUUACGCAUGUUCCUGCUUUACUUUUCAGGAAGACUUGGUGAAUACUAUUGGUGAGAGUGCGGCACUGGGGGCCGCAGGAGUCGUCCUGUGGGGAAACCAUCGGUAUGCCCUAAGUAAAGUAAGUGAAUCUGGGUUAAGAAAAUGUAUUUGAUUUUGCAAGAAUUCUUGGGUAACCUCUCAUCUUCUUCUCUCCCCACCCCCGUGUAUUAAUUUUGUUUUUUUACAUAUACAGUGGUACCACUGGUUACAUACGCUUCAGGUUACAUAUGCUUCAGGUUACACACUCCGCUAACCCAGAAACAGUGCUUCAGGUUAAGAACUUUGCUUCAGGAUAAGAACAGAAAUCGGGCUCCCACGACGCGGCGGCAGCAGAAGGCCCCAUUAGCUAAAGUGGUGCUUCAGGUUAAGAACAGUUUCAGGUUAAGAAUGGACCUCCGGAACUAAUUAAGUACUUAACCUGAGGUACCACUGUAAAGGGACACGGGUGGCGCUGUGGGUAAAACCUCAGCGCCUAAGACUUGCCGAUCGCAUGGUUGGCGGUUUGAAUCCCCGUGGCGGGGUGCGCUCCCGUCGUUCGGUCCCAGCGCCUGCCAACCUAGCAGUUCGAAAGCACCCCCGGGUGCAAGUAGAUAAAUAGGGACCGCUUACUAGCGGGAAGGUAAACGGCGUUCUGUGUGCUGCGUUGGCUCGCCAGAUGCAGCUUGUCACGCUGGCCACGUGACCCGGAAGUGUCUGCAGACAGCACUGGCUCCCGGCCUCUAGAGUGAGAUGAGCGCACAACCCUAGAGUCUGGCAAGACUGGCCCAUAUGGGCAGGUGUACGUUUACCUUAUUACCACUGUAAUACAGUAAAAAACCAAACUGGUCUAAAGAGUAAUAAUAAUAAUGAUAAUAAUGUAAUGCAGAAAAAGAAACAAAAAGAUAUAACAGAAGAAGAAAGGGGGGAGAAAGAAGAAAGAAAAAUAAAAUAAAAUAAAAUAGUAGAACAGAACAGCAGCAGCAGCAGCAGCAACAACAACACCACAAAAGCUGUCACAAUUGUAUCUUAAUGUUCAGUCCACAUACAGGGAAGUACCGGUAAAUCCUCCCAGCUCUCACUUGGGAGCUUCCCCCUUCCUCAACCUCACACCUUGAGAAAGACCUUUCUUGCCUGCCUUCCUCUUCUGUCCAACACCUCUCUGUAUGUAUCUUUUUACCCCAAAUAUAUGUCUUCAGCAGUGCUUUUUUUAAAAAAGAAAAAUGGAUGCCAGUAAUCACCAUGAAGUAAGCGCCACACUUUUUAACAACAAAAAAGAGGUGCCGGUGCUGCAUAGCCUUGAGGACCCUCUGAAAAAAAGCUCUGGGCUCCAGAAAAUAAAACUUACAUAUGAGUAAGAUAAACAGAGGGCUCUCAAGAAUUUAAAAUAAUAAAAAGAACAAUAAAAAAUGUAAAGGAGAAAAGAGAUUCUUCAAAGAGCUGAUUUUCGUGGUGAAAGCUCUGGGGAAGAAAGAAAGAAAGAAAGAAAGAAAGAAAGAAAGAAAGAAAGAAAGAAAGAAAGAAAGAAAGAAAAGGGGGGAGAGCUCAGAAAGAGCAGGGCAAAAUGUAAAUGCAGAGAAGCCCUUAGUAUAAUACCUGAAUGUGGCAAUCUUGGUGGCUCAACUGAGUGGGUUCUCCAACUAGGCAAACCUAUAUACCUACACGUCGUGGUGGUAUCAAGGUAAAGGUAAUGGGACCCCUGACCAUUAGGUCCAGUCGUGGCCAACUCUGGGGUUGCAGUGCUCAUCUUGCUUUAUUGGCCAAGGGAGCCGGCGUACAGCUUCCAGGUCAUGUGGCCAGCAUGACGAAGCCACUUCUGGCGAACCAGAGCAGCACACGGAAAUGCCGUUUACCUUCCCGCCGGAGCGGUACCUAUUUAUCUACUUGCACUUUGACGUGCUUUCGAAGUGCUAGGUGGGCAGGAGCAGGGACUGAGCAACGGGAGCUCACCCCGUCGCGGGGAUUCAAACUGCUGACUUUCCGAUUGGCAAGCCCUAGGCUCUGUGGUUUAACCCACAGCGCCACCUGCAUCCCGUGGUGGUGUCAACAGAUCUGGAAAUUACAGAAAAAGAUGAGGAGCAAAAUGAAUUUUGCUGCUUUCCUCCCUGCCACGGGCUGUAGAAUCAUACAGAUAAAUAAAUAAAACUGAGAUUUAGGGAAUCCCCCCCCCCCAUUCCCUUCUUUGCCACGGACACAUUCCUUGAUCACUCAGACAAGUAUCUGUCCUGGUCAUUUGACAAUAGAGAUGCAAUCUGCAACCCAACAUUCCAGUUUAUAUGGGAGUGAGCCACCGUGGACCCUGUGGGGUUUACUUCCCUGUAGAUGUGCAAGGUAUCGCUCUGACACUAAGCUUGUUGUUGUCUUUGUUUUCUUUAAGGAAAGCUGCUUGCAGCUGAAAAGCUAUAUAAGUGGUCCCUUGGGACGUUACAUCAUUAAUGUGACUUCUGCGGCCACGUUCUGCAGCAAAACUCUCUGCAACAUGAAUGGAAGAUGCGUUCGUAGAAACAGUGAAUCGGAUGCUUAUCUGCAUUUGCCUUCUCACCGUUAUAAGAUUGUCUUCGAUAACUCCGAUGCAAGAAAAGUCCUCGUGAAAGGAUAUCUGAGGCAGAAGGAUAGAAAGGCCCUGAAAAGCAGUUUCAUCUGCCACUGUUACCAGGGAUGGAAGGGGUCGGCUUGCAAGUGGCCUUCGUCCUCAAAAGGGUGAAAACCAUACUGACAAUAAAGGCAAUUCAGUCUCUCUUACUCAAUA